AUGAAGAGGGUGUUCAUCAACAUGAAGGGUUACUUGGAGGAGGUGGGUCACCUCACAAAGCUCAACCCUCAAGAUGCUUGGCUUCCCAUUACUGAGUCUCGCAAUGGCAAUGCCCACUACGCUGCUUUCCAUAACCUCAAUGCUGGUAUUGGAUUUCAGGCCCUAAUCUUGCCAGUUGCCUUCAGUUUUCUUGGCUGGAGUUGGGGAAUAAUUUCCUUAACCAUAGCCUACUUUUGGCAACUUUACACUUUGUGGGUUCUAGUUCAGCUGCAUGAAGCAGUUCCUGGGAAGAGAUACAAUAGAUAUGUGGAGCUUGCACAAGCAGCUUUUGGGGAAAGAUUAGGAGUCUGGCUUGCUCUUUUCCCUACUGUCUACUUGUCAGCGGGGACUGCAACAGCUUUAAUUCUUAUAGGAGGGGAGACCAUGAAACUAUUCUUUCAGAUUGUCUGUGGACCUCUCUGUUCAUCGAAUCCUCUUACGACAGUCGAGUGGUAUCUGGUGUUCACUUCCUUAUGCAUUGUACUGUCCCAGCUCCCAAACCUAAACUCAAUUGCAGGACUCUCUCUCAUAGGAGCUAUAACGGCCAUCACUUACUCCACCAUGGUAUGGGUCCUCUCUGUAAGCCAACAGAGGCCACCUUCUAUCUCUUAUGAACCUCUUUCAUUGCCAUCCUCUACCGCAUCUGCCUUCUCAGUCCUAAAUGCACUUGGUAUUGUAGCCUUUGCAUUCCGAGGGCACAAUCUAGCCAUGGAGAUUCAGGCAACGAUGCCAUCAACCUUCAAGCACCCAGCUCAUGUGCCAAUGUGGAGAGGAGCCAAAGUAGCCUAUUUCUUCAUUGCCAUGUGUUUGUUCCCUGUUGCCAUUGGAGGUUUUUGGGCGUAUGGAAACCUUAUGCCUUCAGGAGGGAUCCUCAGUGCCUUGUUUGCAUUUCACAGUCAUGACAUUCCAAGAGGACUACUCGGGAUGACGUUCCUUCUAGUAGUGUUCAACUGCUUGAGUAGUUUCCAGAUAUACUCCAUGCCUGUCUUUGACAGUUUUGAAGCUGGCUACACCAGCCGUACCAACCGUCCUUGCUCGAUUUGGGUCCGAUCUGGUUUUCGAGUGUUUUAUGGAUUUGUCUCUUUCUUCAUUGGGGUGGCACUCCCGUUCCUCUCCAGUCUUGCUGGUUUAUUAGGAGGACUCACUCUUCCAGUCACAUUUGCUUAUCCUUGCUUCAUGUGGGUUCUGAUUAAGAAGCCAACAAAGUACAGCUUCAAUUGGUACUUUAACUGGACCCUUGGUUGGUUGGGUGUUGCAUUUAGCUUGGCUUUCUCAAUUGGAGGUAUUUGGAGCAUGGUAAACAGUGGUCUUAAGCUGAAGUUCUUUAAGCCCAACUGAGAACAGAUAAGAAGAGCAGCUAUGAACUAAAAAAGGUCUGAAUUGGUAACUUAUGAUAUGCAGAGUUGGAUAUGGUGAAUUUAUUUGCAAGUUGGUUUUGUAUUUUUCCUUGCUUUCAGAGUGGGAAAUAUGUCUUAAAUU
Messenger RNA from Ilex paraguariensis (yerba mate), 1518 nucleotides. The record is from the annotation of a GenBank genome assembly. Lineage: Eukaryota; Viridiplantae; Streptophyta; Magnoliopsida; Aquifoliales; Aquifoliaceae.